Molecule: messenger RNA, 5162 nt
Organism: Pteronotus mesoamericanus
Lineage: Eukaryota; Metazoa; Chordata; Mammalia; Chiroptera; Mormoopidae
Gene: LIMCH1
Product: LIM and calponin homology domains 1
Exons: 34
Coding region: 90-4976 (1628 amino acids)
Biological process (GO): positive regulation of stress fiber assembly; actomyosin structure organization; regulation of focal adhesion assembly
Cellular component (GO): stress fiber
Molecular function (GO): myosin II head/neck binding; actin binding
Source: RefSeq, a predicted model, not a curated record
CGGGAAGGGGCGGGGAGCGCGCUCCUGCGGCGGCGACGGCCGUUCUCAUCCAGGCGGCCCAGCGCUCGAGUGGACGCGGGGCUUCGCAAAUGGCUUGUCCCGCUCUCGGUCUGGAAGCUCUUCAGCCCCUGCAGCCUGAGCCGCCCCCCGAGCCCGCCUUCUCCGAGGCGCAGAAGUGGAUCGAGCAAGUAACCGGCAGGAGCUUUGGUGAUAAAGAUUUUCGGACAGGCUUAGAAAACGGAAUCCUUCUCUGCGAGUUGCUGAAUGCUAUAAAGCCAGGACUUGUUAAAAAGAUCAAUAGAUUGCCUACCCCCAUUGCAGGAUUGGACAACAUCAUCUUAUUCUUGAGAGGUUGUAAAGAGCUCGGCCUUAAAGAAUCUCAACUUUUUGACCCUAGCGACCUACAGGAUACAUCCAACAGAGUAACACUCAAGAGCAUUGAUUAUAGUAGGAAGCUGAAAAAUGUAUUAGUUACCAUUUACUGGCUGGGAAAGGCAGCGAAUAGCUGUGCAUCCUACAGUGGAACGACGCUGAACUUGAAGGAGUUUGAAGGCUUGCUGGCUCAGAUGAGAAAGGAGACUGAUGACAUCGAGAGUCCUAAACGUAGUAUCCGAGACAGUGGUUACAUCGACUGCUGGGAUUCUGAGCGCAGUGACUCCCUGUCUCCCCCUCGCCACGGCAGAGAUGAUUCCUUCGACAGCCUGGAUUCCUUUGGCUCCCGUUCCCGGCAGACACCUUCGCCAGAUGUAGUCCUCAGGGGAAGCAGCGAUGGGAGAGGAAGUGACUCUGAAUCUGACUUGCCACAUCGGAAGCUGCCUGAUGUGAAGAAGGAUGACAUGUCUGCCAGGCGGACUUCUCAUGGUGAGCCGAAAUCAGCAGUGCCUUUUAACCAGUACCUCCCGAACAAAAGCAAUCAGACGGCCUAUGUGCCCGCUCCUCUGAGAAAGAAGAAAGCAGAGCGAGAGGAAUAUCGGAAGAGCUGGAGCACCGCCACCUCCCCCCUGGGUGGGGAGAGGCCCUUCAGCUAUCCCGAAACAAUAGAGGAAGAGGGAAGUGAAGCGGGGUCUCCUUGUGAAGAGGAGGAACCAGCUGGCCACAUGGAUCCUGAUGGGAAGCCUUCUGAUGGUGGGUUAGAAUUACCCACUGGCAGUGGUAAGGAGCAGCCUCCUCCAGAGGGAGCUGCAGUAGUACCAGCUCCCAAGUCUGAAGAAAAGGAUGCUGCUGAAAUCCAAAAGCGCAGAAGGCUAGAGCAAGCUGGGAUCAAGGUCAUGCCAGCAGCACAGCGCUUUGCCAGUCAAAAGCAAUUAAGCGAUGAGAAAGAAGCUGUUCGCGAUAUUGUCCUUCGGAAAGAAAACCCUUUCCUGACCCACCAACAUGGCAAAAACUCAGAAUCAGAAGAGGAACUUGCGUGUCGACUGCCUGACCUUGAGAAAGAUGACUUUGCCGCGAGGAGAGCCAGGAUGAACCAGACCAAACCAAUGGUGCCACUGCAUCAACUCCUCUACGGGCCUUACCGCAAAAAAGAGGCAGAAAAAUCAGAGAGCAGCAAACUUUCAAAGGGAAUCUCAGAAAAGAAAAGUCUAGAAUAUAAAAGAAACCAGGGCCAAACAGAAGAGGGGAAGUCAGUAGUGACCUGUAUUAUGCGGGCUCGGGAGAGUGAAGCUGCGGAAGAGGGACUCAGGAAGGUGCCGGAUAUUUACAAGGAUGACCUGGCACAGCGGAGAAUUCAGGGCAGCCUUGCCCCUCACCGUGAGGCUCCGAGCUUUGUCAGCACCUCCAGUAUAACAGAAGCUGACUUGGAGACCUGGAAGAGACUGAAAGUGUCAGAAAAGACGAGGGAUGAAGAUGUUGAGCACAUCUGUGCCCCUGAACCUUCAGCAGAAAUUAAAGCAGAAACUGCCAUCCGGGAUGACUUUGCCAGCCGCAAAGCAAGGGCCUAUAAGAAAGUUUCCGGCUCCAGGCAAAAGUUUGUGCACUUUGGACCAGUGACAGAGAUAGAUCAGCAGAAAUGGAAACGGCUCAGCAUUGGCAAGGCUGGGCCUAGGGAGAACGUAGAAGUCACCAGUCAUAGCAGCAAGAUUCAAACGUACUCUGUGUCCUCUGCCUCAGCAGCCACGUCCAGCUUAGAGGAGAACCGACUGCUUAAGCCACAAAAUGACGACAGCGUAGUGGAUUCUGGCGUAGACGAUGGAUGCAGAAGGGUCUCGCGGCGGGCUCCGGUGCUGGAGUCCCAGGAGGAGCCCGUCGGCGGUUUGGGCACAUGCCUAACAGGGAAAGAGGAAGUUACAUCCAAACAGCUGCCACAGGAUGGCAAAGAAGAGAAAGAAGGAGGUGCUCAAAGAGCCUCUGAGAUGCCGCCAAAGGCUGAAAGAUCCAAGGAGAGCGGCCAGCCACUUUCGUGUCCUCUGGCCUCUGAAUGGGAGGCUUCAGGGAAAGAAGAGCUCUCAGAGAAAAUGACCGCUCCUGCCUGGAGUGGCAGCAGACUGAAAAAUCAAAGAAAGUUGUAUGAUUCACAAAAAGAUGACAUCAUGGCCAGGAGAACUGGGAUGCCCCUUAGACACAUUGGAUCCAACCCAAACCAGUUCCUUCCAGUUCCAUUUGCAAAGCAACAGGAUGCGGAGGAAUCUGCAAAGGGCCCAUCAAUGAAAGAUAAGAGAUACGGUCCGAGAACUCCUGUGUCUGAUGACGCAGAGAGCACGAGUAUGUUUGACAUGCGAUGUGAGGAGGAGGCUGCAGUGCAGCCGCACAGCAGGGCCCGCCAGGAGCAGCUGCAACUGAUAAAUAACCAGCUGCGGGAAGAGGACGACAAAUGGCAAGAUGACCUGGCUCGUUGGAAGAGCCGUAGAAGAAGUGCUUCUCAGGACUUAAUCAAGAAGGAGGAAGAAAGGAAAAAAAUGGAGAAGUUACUGGCUGGAGAGGAUGGGACAAGUGAACGAAGGAAAAGCAUCAAAACCUACAGAGAAAUUGUUCAGGAAAAAGAGCGGAGAGAGAGGGAGUUGCAUGAGGCGUAUAAGAACGCGCGGUCCCAGGAGGAGGCGGAGGGCAUCCUUCAACAGUACAUCGAGAGAUUCACCAUCAGCGAGGCUGUUCUUGAACGCUUGGAGAUGCCAAAAAUCCUGGAAAGAAGCCAUUCAACAGAGCCAAAUUUAUCCCCCUUCCCGAACGACCCCAACCCCAUGAAAUACCUGCGGCAACAGUCACUGCCUCCACCCAAAUUCACUGCCACUGUGGAAACCACCAUCGCUCGUACCAAUAUUCUGGAUACCAGCACAUCAGCAGGCAGUGGGUCUCCGAGCAAAACUGUCACUCCCAAAGCAGUGCCUAUGCUGACACCCAAGCCUUACUCCCAGCCCAAAAACUCUCAAGAGGUUCUGAAGACCUUUAAGGUAGACGGGAAAGUCAGCAUGAACGGAGAAACGGUCCAUGGCGACGAGGAGGAGAAGGGACGCGAGGGCGCCGCGCAUGCACUCACCCCCUCCUUAACCAAAUCCCAGAUGUUUGAAGGUGUGGCCAGGGUGCAUGAGUCCCCAGUGGAGCUGAACCAAGACAACAAGAGCAUCGAGAUCAACAUAAAGAAGCCAAAUCCUGUUCCCCAAGAACUGACGGCAACCACUGAAGAAAUUGAACCGAACAGUCAAGAAGACAAGAUUGAUGGUGAAAAACCAGAAGAAGGGAAUACAGAACUUGCCUCAUCAGAGCCACAGCAUUUUACAACCACUGUGACUCGAUCCAGCGCGACCGUGGCCUUGGUGGAGAUUGCCUCCAGCCCCAAGCUGAAGAACAAUGUGCCAGAAGAAGACGACCAGAAGAAACCAGAAAAUGAAAUGAGUGGAAAGGUGGAGUUGGUGCUGUCGCAAAAGGUGGUAAAGCCAAAAUCUCCAGAACCAGAAGCAACGCUGACGUUUCCAUUUCUGGACAAAAUGCCUGAAACCAACCAGUUACAUUUGCCAAAUCUCAAUUCUCAAGUCGAUUCUCCAAGCAGUGAAAAGUCACCUGCAACUACACCUUUUAAGUUCUGGGCAUGGGACCCGGAAGAGGAGCGCAGGCGACAGGAAAAAUGGCAACAGGAGCAGGAACGUUUGCUCCAGGAGAGAUACCAGAAGGAGCAGGACAAGCUGAAAGAAGAGUGGGAAAAGGCCCAAAAGGAGGUGGAAGAGGAAGAGCGCAGAUACUAUGAGGAGGAGCGCAAAAUAAUUGAAGACACUGUGGUUCCAUUUACCCUUUCUUCGAGUUCUGCAGACCAGCUGUCUACAUCCUCCUCUAUGACUGAAGGCAGCGGGACAGUGAAUAAGAUGGACCAGGAAAACUGUCAUGAAAAAGAACAAGAGACAAGACAGAAGAAACCAUUCCAGGGGGACAACCAUGACCUGUCGCUGAAGACCAGAGAAAGCGAGCCACUGGAGGCAAAGGGCAGCCUUACUCAGGGGGCCUUGACUGAUGCUGAGAACCCAACAUCAAAAGGAACCCAUCAGGACGAUCGACUGGUUGCAGACGCUGGAGUCCCACCCUGUGGAAUGAACCCACAGCUAGUUCAGGAUCCAUCCUGGAAUCAGCAGGUAUCAAGCCUGCCAAUGAACACCUUAGAAGAUGUGAAGCCAAAAACCCUCCCAUUGGAUAAAAGCAUUAACCAUCAGAUUGAGUCACCGAGUGAAAGGCGAAAGAAAAGCCCUCGAGAGAACUUGCAGGCGGGACACGUGUCCCCCUGUCCUCCCGCCCCUCCUGGCGAGUCACCAAACAGGUCCAUAAGUGGGAAGAAGCUGUGCUCUUCCUGUGGGCUUCCUUUGGGGAAAGGAGCUGCGAUGAUCAUCGAGACCCUCAAUCUCUAUUUCCACAUCCAGUGCUUCAGGUGUGGAAUUUGUAAAGGACAGCUUGGAGAUGCCGUGAGUGGGACGGAUGUCAGGAUUCGCAACGGUCUUCUAAACUGCAACGACUGCUACAUGCGAUCCAGAAGUGCUGGCCAACCCACAACAUUGUGACAUGGUUUUCCAGCUUCCAGAUCACUCACCACUUCUUUCUAGAGAGUGUCUCCUGGCAAUUGUUUAACAGAAUCCCAAGUUCAGGGGCUUCUCAGCACUCAUCUAAUUUCUGAAAGGCGAUUCUAAAACAUGGUAUCUGUCCUUUUAUAGCACAGUGUUUGUGUUUUUCCUGGGGUUUUUUUUUGU